This is a messenger RNA of Brassica napus (rape), 1568 nucleotides long. Its product is annotated as mediator of RNA polymerase II transcription subunit 27. The transcript has 7 exons. Gene Ontology annotation, molecular function: transcription coactivator activity. The record is from RefSeq and is a predicted model, not a curated record. Gene Ontology annotation, biological process: regulation of transcription by RNA polymerase II. NCBI's taxonomy places the organism in Eukaryota, Viridiplantae, Streptophyta, Magnoliopsida, Brassicales, Brassicaceae. Bases 179 to 1369 code for a protein of 396 amino acids. Gene Ontology annotation, cellular component: mediator complex.
CACUAGUUUGAGCCUAAGAAACACGUUUGGCGUUUCUUCGUUAUAAAAAUCAUAAACGCGGAUUUAAACGUACUAAAAUCGAAUUGUGUUGCUGUCGGGAAGAGAUCAGAGCUCAGUUAAUGAAUCAAAUUGAAAUCAAGAUAGUGAGAGAGUUAGUUUGAUCCUUCGAUCUCAGCUUAUGCAGUCGCUACAACAACCCCUAGCGGCGAGCCACCAGUCGGAACCAGACGCGCCGCCGAAGCAGGUGGCUCAAGCCAUGGAACGUCUCAACCAAGCCGCUAGGGUUAUCGCCGACAUCCGCCUCGGCGCCGACCGUAUCCUCGAAGCCAUGUUCGUCGCCUCGAACCCUCGCCACAACGACGCGCCUCUCCAGCUCUUCCUCAAAGAAGACGCCUCCAUGCGUCAGCACCUUCAGGAUCUCCGUUCAAUUGGGAAGAAGCUGGAAGAGUCUGGGGUUCUCACUGAGUCUCUCAGGUCGAGAAGUAACUCGUGGGGUCUUCACAUGCCUCUCGUUUGUCCUGAUGGUGCUGUUGUUGCUUAUGCUUGGAAGAGACAGCUUGCUGGCCAAGCUGGUGCUUCUGCUGUUGAUAGAACCAGGUUAGCUCUCAAGGCCUUUACGGAUCAAAAAAGACGAUUCUUCCCUCACAUUGACGAUGGACCCAAGAUGGAACCAGGAUCUAAAAAACAACGUGCCUCCCAUUCACUAUUAGAACAUGGAGGAGAGGAGCCGGUUGAGUACAAGACAUUGCCAGAUAUACAAUCACGUCUAGAGAAGCUGGUUCCUAAUGUGAAGGUGUCUACUUAUGGACGGUUGAGCUGGCUCAAAAGAGCUAGUUCUUUACCUGGCUCCGGAAGUGAUGAUGAUCCAUCAGAAGAAUCAAAACCUAUUUUCCAGAGUUCUAGUAAGCUGAGAUCAGGGUUACAGGAUGAAGUUGUGGACAAGGUUGCUGUAAUUGAAUUAUCGUUUCCUUCCGUGUUCAGAGCUGUGGUCUCGUUGAAUCCAGCUGGUUCUGUUGAUCCAGAUGCAGUUGCAUUCUUCUCUUUAGAUGAGGGAGGAAGCUACUUACAUGCGAGAGGCUUCUCGGUUCAUCAUGUUUACAAACACAUCACGGAACAUGCGGCUACGGCCUUGCAAUACUUCCUUGGAUUUGGUAGCGUAACAGCUCUGUACUCUCUCCUGCUAUGGAUAUGCAGUUUUGAAUCACUUUAUAGUAAACCAUGCAGUAAGUGUGGAAAGCUAUUAGCAAUGGAUAAAAAGUCUUCUUUGAUCCUACCUCCUCUACACCGCGCUUAUCAAGAACUGCCUCUUGCGGCCAACCUCAGCGUUUGUGAAGCUUACCACGCCGGUUGCUCUUCAGAUGGUUCUUAGUAUUAGGGGAGGAUCAAUCAAAAGGCUAGAGAAAGAUAACUAACUUGGAAGAAACACUUGUAUGGAUCUCUAUUGCCUGCUUUCUCUCCUCUUUUGUUUGUGUCCCAUGUUGAGGUUAAAUUCACAUUACAUCAGUAUAAGCAACAUAGAAUCAAGUGGCAACUGAUGACACAUGUGAAUGUUGAGUGUUUUCUAGACA